CAUGAGAUUGCAAUGUCUAUUCUACGCCUAGUCUGUGGUGUCCGAGUCGUGUCUAAUUUACGUCCUCCGCUCGCCCGAAAACAGCGAUCCCCCACUAUGUUUACUCAAGGAGCUGCCCGAGACUGGCAAAUUGCGAGCGAUUCUAUUACUCGGUACGACAAAUACAAAAAAGUAUUAAUGCGUUCAAUUUAGGAGGAUUCUUAUCAUUCUAAACCCAGUGUUCAAAUGAUUGGGCAUUCGUUGAAAUUAUGAGCGUGACGUCAUCGAUGUACAAAAUCGAUCAUGAUGGAUUCGAACGGGCAACAACUAAUAACGGUCGCCGAAUGGGGAUCUUUGAACGGACAAAAUAUCGAAAAAUAUACGCUGCGAAACAAUGCGAGCCAAGAAGUGGAUAUUAUAACAUAUGGUGCAACGAUAACGUCCAUCAGAACACCGGAUAAACAGGGUAACGUAGCGGACGUUGUUCUAGGCUUCGACACAGUGGAAGGAUACUCAUCUACGAAAAAUCCGUAUUUCGGUGCAACGAUAGGACGAGUCGCGAACCGUAUUGGCAAGGCAGCGUUUACUUUGAACGGGAAGAAAUAUCAUGUGUCGGCAAACAACGGUCAAAACACUCUUCACGGUGGCUCUAAGGGUUGGAGUUCAAAAAUCUGGAACGCUACGAUUCGGAACGAUCGGCUCGUCUUGUCUCUUUUGAGCGAGGACGGAGACCAAGGUUUUCCUGGUGCUGCUAUAGCUUCGGUCAGCUUCAGGCUGACCGUUCACGGGGAAUUAUGCAUCGACAUGAAAGUUUUCGUUACCAAAGCUACCCCAAUCAAUUUGGCUAAUCAUAGUUACUUCAAUCUAGCUGGUCAUAAGGGUGGCGCGACUGAACUGUAUAAACACGAGGUCAUGUUAAAUUCGGAUCGUUGGACAGUCACCGACACGGAGGGCAUUCCUACGGGUGAAAUAAGAUCAGUGGAGAACACUGUAAUGGAUUUGAGAAACCUAACAGUGCUGAAAGAUGCGAUCGAUAGAGUGCCAGGUGGUGGUUACGACACGAAUUUUUGCCUCACCGGCGAUAUCUUUGCGGACAAGAACAAGUUUGUCGCUAAAGUCUUACACCCUACUUCUGGAAGAUAUUUGGAGGUUUAUUCUAAUCAGCCUGGUGUACAAUUUUAUACGGCCAAUUUCCUUCCCGCCGAAGGAAGUACCGGUGUACAAGGAAAAGAUAAAGCCGAAUAUUUUAAGCAUGGAGCAUUUUGCCUAGAAACACAGGAUUAUCCGGAUGCUGUAAAUCAUGAAAACUUUCCCAAUAGUAUAUUGGAACCAGGAGAAAUCUAUCGUCAUAAUGUUAUAUAUAAAUUUGGCGUAUCGACGUAAGAAAAGAGCAGAAGCAACUUUUCGCGGGAACUCAUAGACAUUCUAGAAUUGUAAAUAUUUUAUGAAACCCGUACAUGGUUCUAAGAAAUUUUUCAUAGUUUCUUGCAUCGAGCUAUGCCUCAAAUUCAAUAUAAAAUAUCAACUAUAACCUAUAAACUGUAAAAUACAAAAUAUAACGUGUAGCAUUAAACUGAUACUACAUGGAUAAGGAAGGGGGUAGAUUGACUUCUAACGGGCGAUGUGCUUUCUUGCUAGACGUGGACUCGAUGUCUUCCAAUAAUCUAUCGUCGCGUUGUUGUUGUAUCGGUGCCGUUGCAGGUGUAUAACGAUCAGAAAUUAAUCCCUCUAUGUGGUAACCGAUGAAACCGAUUACACACGCUAUUGGUACUUGUACGUAUCUGCCGAAACUUCUCAUAUAAAACAUCCACAUUUUCUGAAAUUACAAUGCGACAUGGAGAUAUUUCAUAAAUUUGUUGUAAAAUGGAAUAAUAUCGACGAAUGCGGUAUCCUUUUUCUUCUCUCGGUAGUUUUAAAGCAAACAGUUCGCCCACUGCAGAGGUCGUGGUCGUAUGUGAUGUUUGAUAAAACUCGAUCGAUCGAAGAGGUUAGAAUGCUUUAACCCUUUACACUCGAAAAAUUUCUCACGAGAAAUAUUCAAUUUAUUUUUAUGAGAUAUAGAUGAGAUUUUUUUCAACUAACUUAACGAGGAAUCUAAUCGCAGAAUUAACAAAGAAAGGGAACAAUGGUAUUUAUUUUCGCAUCUCACGUAUCGACAGAUUACUCAAGACUCGAUGUUAAAUAGGAAAUUUUACAAUUUUACAAUUUUACCUUCGGAGUGCAAAGGGUUAAUGUAUCGCAUAUCGGAAUUCGUAGCUCGAUUCACUCGUAACAUGAAAUGUUAAAUGGUAUUUACAUGACGGCGGACUUACGUACACUGUUUUCAAUACUCUUCCUAAAGACAGGUAUUUGAACGACAAUUGCACCAGCACAGCGGAUCAAUACGCAGUUGAAUGACGAUUCGAGAGAAGCAGAAUAAUCGAAUUAUCUGAUUGGUAUGCUCCGAUAUUUCAUGCGGUAAUAAUAGGUAAUGUGCAACAAUGUUCCCACUGAAACGAGUAGCAAA
Nomia melanderi (Alkali bee) is the source of this 2485-nucleotide messenger RNA. RefSeq names its product galactose mutarotase. NCBI's taxonomy places the organism in Eukaryota, Metazoa, Arthropoda, Insecta, Hymenoptera, Halictidae. The record is from RefSeq and is a predicted model, not a curated record. Gene Ontology annotation, molecular function: aldose 1-epimerase activity; carbohydrate binding. Gene Ontology annotation, biological process: glucose metabolic process; beta-D-galactose catabolic process via UDP-galactose, Leloir pathway.